GAUGGAGUCAUAAACCCUCCGAAAAACCUCCCGGCGAGCAGGGUCGUUAAUCUCCUUCACAAACUCUCUCUCAUUUGGAAAUUUGCAGAGGUUGAAAUUGGAUUCGAUUUCCGAUAUGCUGUCCAGUGCGCGCGAGAUCAGAGGCUUAAUUCGAAGGCACGUUGUCGGCGAUCACUGCUACUACACGAAUAGCAAGCAGAAGAGCAAGGCAUCAUUAUACGGGAGAAUCAGCCCCAUGGGGAGCCCUACCGUGAAUGUAACUCCAGAGCUAGAAAAAUGGGUUGAAAUGGGAAAUAAAGUGCGAUUCGCGGAGCUUCAGCGCAUAAUUGUGGACCUCCGAAAGCGUAAACGUUACAACCAAGCGUUACAGGUUUCCGAGUGGAUGAAAAAUAGAGGUUUUGCAUUUACCCCGGUGCAGCACGCCGUGCAGUUGGAUCUGAUUGGUAAGGUUCAUGGGUUCGAAUCUGCAGAAGACUAUUUCAGUAGCUUGAGUGAGGAAGACAAGACUGACAAGGCUUACGGUGCUCUGUUACAUUGUUAUGUCAGGCAGCGCCAAACGGAGAAAGCACUGGUGCAUUUUAAUACCAUUAAAGAGAAGGGUCUUGCUUUAUCUUCUGUAGCUUACAAUGACCUUAUGUGUCUCUACUCCGAUAUUGGCAAGAACGCUGAGAUCCCUGAAAUCUUUAACCAGAUGAGAAAUAACGGUUGUCAGCCUGACAAUUUGAGUUAUCGAAUCUGCAUCACUUCAUUUGGUGCGAGAUCUGAUAUCAAGGGAUUGGAGAGCAUCCUGAAUGAAAUGGAAUGUGAUGCCAAUAUUGUCAUGGAUUGGAAUACAUAUGCAGUCGUGGCGAAUUUCCUUGUUAAAGCUGAGCUCAAAGACAAGGCAAAUAGCAUCCUUGAGAAAGCCGAAGGUAUGCUGGACAGCAAAGAUGGACUCGGGUAUAACCAUCUUAUCUCGCUCCAUGCUCGAAUGGGAAACAGAGACAAAGUUUUGAGUUUAUGGUGUCUUGAGAAGGAUAACUGCAAGAGAUGCCUUAACAAAGAUUACCUAAACAUGCUGGAUUCCUUAGUAAAGCUCGACGAGCUUGAGGAAGCCGAUAAAGUGCUUAAAGAGUGGGAGUUAUCCAGAAAUUGCUACGAUUUCCGGGUGCCCUCUGUUGUCAUUGUUGGAUACAUCGAAAAGGGCUUGUGUGGAAAGUCUGAAGAAUUGCUUAGAGACUUGGUUGGAAUGGGGAAGGAAACAACACCCAAUAUUUGGGGUAGGCUGGUAAUAGGUUAUCUUGAAAAAGGCAAGAUGGAUAAUGGAUUGGAGUGCCUAAAAAUGGCCAUAUCUUUAUGCGAAGCCUACAAAGGGGCAAAGAUUGGUGAUAAAGUUGUCACAAAGUUACUAAAAUUGGUUGGUGAGAAAGGUAGACUUGAUGAUGCUGAGAAAGUAGUAACUUGGUUGAGAUCAGCCAUCCCAUUGAGAAGACAUAUGUAUAAAACAUUUCUGAAUUCCUACAUUACCAGCGGUGGUGAGGAGAGAGAAAGAAUCCUAGACAUCUUGAAAGCUGAUAAAUAUGAAAAAGAUGAAGAAUUCUUAAAGAUUCUUGAAGCAGCUUAGAUAGUUUAAGUGAUGUUGCCAUUUGUACACCUUUCAGGUACCCUUCUAAGUGUUGGAUUAAAUUUUGUAUAAAGUGGGGAUCCAUUUCAAUGGCAAAACAUUUGCAAAGACAUCUGAAAAUUCUCAUAACCACAAGCAAUAAUGGCUGAACAAAACCUCACACAGAAGCACUGGCCAUGCGUUCAUAAGUUUUGACAGAGUUCUAAAAUAAUAAUCUCACCUAUAGAUGCAGAAAUUACCUUGGCUGUGUCUCAAACACAAUCCAUUAUAGCUGUCAAGAGGAUUAAGUCUCAAUUCUGGAUUUACUCGGAGAGGGUAGACUUCAGCUCGCCAUUACUUUGAAGCUCCAGCACAAUAUCACAGCCUCCGAUGAACUCUCCCUUGUAGUAUAAUUGUGGAAAUGUCGGCCAGCUUGAGAAUGUCUUCAAUCCCUGCCUCACCUCCUCAUCAGUCAGAAUAUCGAAAAAUCCAAAUUCGAUACCAUCCUCCUUAAGGGCAUUCACAACCUUAGAGCUAAAACCACAUCUUGGAGCAUCCGGGGUCCCCUUCAUAAAGAGCAUCACAGGAGAAGAAUUUAUCAACCGAUUCAUGCGAUCCUCAAGGGUCUCACCAGAAGAGAUCCCUUUCUCAGUCAGAAUCUUUUUAAGUUCUCCACUCUUUUGCAUUUCCAAGACGAUGUCUGAUCCGCCAAUCAGUUCUCCACCUAUAUAUAGCUGAGGAAAACUUGACCAAUUUGAAUACACUUUUAUCCCUUGGCGAACUUCAUCAUCUGAAAGAAUGUCGAAGCUCUCAAAUGGAACUUUCUCCUGUCUAAGGAUGUCAACAACCUUGCGGCUGAAACCACACCGGGGCUCGUCAGGCUUCCCCUUCAUAAACAGCACGACUGGUGCUAAAUUAAUCAGGCCAUGUAAUCGAUCAGUCAACGCUGCACUCAAGCCGGAGGCUUUAGUGAUGCCGCCCUUUCCACUAUCAGGUUCGGCUUUCUUUCCAUCAUUUGAAUCAAUCGUCUCUAUUCCAUGAUCUUUAAAAAUCUCAGCAAGUUCUCCACUUUCGUGCAUAGAAAUUGCAAUGUCACAGCCACCGAGCAGUUCUCCCUUACAAUAAAGCUGAGGAAAUGUAGGCCAGUUUGAAAACUUCUUCAGUCCCUCACGAAUUUCAUUAUCUGUUAAGAUAUCGAAACUUCCAAAGUUAACCUUUUCUUUCUUCAAGAUAUCAACUACUUUUUGACUAAAACCACAUUUUGGUGACUCAGGGCUGCCUUUCAUGAAAAGCAUGAUAGGCUGAGAAUCAACAAGCUGCUGAAGCUUCUUCUUUAGCUGAUCACCGACACCAGAUUGUGACUGGCGAUCAUGCUGAGAUCCACCAUUUACCAUGGCAAGCUCCUUGACUGUUUCGAGAAUGGUGGGCCCUGCGGCCAUCCCAAGACUCGCCGGAGCUGCAGGCUCCUGGGAACUAAUUCCGCCUGCAACUUUAGCAACCUUGUUGGCCAAGCUUGAAGGAUCAGCUCCUUCUAGUGUAUCAACUGCUUUUCCAUCCUAGUAAAACC
Andrographis paniculata is the source of this 3149-nucleotide messenger RNA. RefSeq names its product pentatricopeptide repeat-containing protein At4g21705, mitochondrial. The transcript is spliced from 2 exons. The record is from RefSeq and is a predicted model, not a curated record. Bases 116 to 1603 code for a protein of 495 amino acids. NCBI's taxonomy places the organism in Eukaryota, Viridiplantae, Streptophyta, Magnoliopsida, Lamiales, Acanthaceae. Gene Ontology annotation, cellular component: mitochondrion. Gene Ontology annotation, molecular function: protein binding.